Messenger RNA from Symbiodinium natans, 4503 nucleotides. The record is from the annotation of a GenBank genome assembly. Lineage: Eukaryota; Dinophyceae; Suessiales; Symbiodiniaceae.
AUGUCUUGUAGGCAAGCCCUCGCCCGCUUGGCUCGGGCGGCGGAGGAAGAGAUGCCUGAGGCCCUGUCUUUGCAGAUCCGGCUCUCACUCGUGUACACUCCCAUGGGUGGGAGGCCCGAACUGUACGGAUACAGCUUCUCUGGUGCCCGGUUGCGAGUUCAGCGUGUGCAGAGCCGACUGGCUGCUAAUGCCAGCGAGGGCAGCGUUGUCGUCCACGCCAUCGCAGAGCCGCCAUCUCUCUUCUACUUUCGCUCUGCCGUCGCCAGCAAGGAAGCUCAAGUCUUGGUCGAGGUCCUGGCUUUCGAGGAUCCGCCCAAGAAGCCCGCGGCUGGAUCGACAGCUCCAGCAAACAGGAUCUGGAAGCUCGCAGUGCCCAUCCCGAAAGCAAAGGCGCAGCCGAGACCCAAGCCCAAGCCAAAGCCCAAAGCCAAGCCCGGGAUUCUGGAGCCGCCGGAGCCCCAAGCGGCAGAGCAGCUGCCCUUUAAGCCUUUGGGCCCUCCACCCGGUGGUCGGGCGGAGUCCGCGUGGCCCCUUGCGGGUGGGACCUACCCGUCGCCGCUCUUCGGGGAUCCACCUCCCGAGUGCGUGCUGGGGUGGGCUCUACUCCGUUUCGACUUGGCGACGGAGUCGCGCAGUUCCCUGAGGGCGCAGCUACGGCCCGGGAAGCUUCGCGAUCACUUGUCGAAGAACGCUCCAGGAAAGAGCACUGCCGCGGCAGAGGCCGAGCUGAGCCGCCUCUUCGCUUCAACCUUCAAGGCGAAGCAGCCCCCAGUGCUGGAGUGCGACCUUCAGGUCAUACCUCUGGAUGAUGCACCUCGCCGCCUGCUACCGCAUGACUUCCCGGCUGUGACGGAGUCUCACCGCAUGGGUGGCCUGGAGGUGAUCGAGGACAAGUCUGGGCUGCAGAUCGAAGGUGCUCUCAGUCCCAAUGUGCUUGACCCCGAUGUGACACUCAGAGGUCUUCUGGUAACCCUGCCUGAUGCUGGCUGGAUGGAGACUUUCCUGAGGUCGGUUCCCCAGCCGUCCGUCCAGGUCGCCGGCUUGCCUAGCACUGUGGCUUGGGAGCUUCAGGAACUGCAUCUUCUUGUCGGCUCCCACAAUACUCUGCGGUGGCUCGAUGAACCUCUGCGAGGUCUCACGGCGGGGAUGGCCGCGCAUUACCCUCUAGAUGAUACGGGCCAUACUUGGCGGCUGAAGCUCGACAAGCUGGAGGAUGGCCAGCGGUUUUGGUUUGGCGGCGAAGUUCCACUGGAGUUUGUGUGCCACCCGGAUUGCGCAGUGAUUGUGGAGCUGGUGGCAAUACUCCGGGCACCCGGUGUAGCCGCUCCGCCACCACAGCCCACGCAGGCUGGAACGGCUGCCACGCCACUCCUUUCAGACCAGGCAGUGCAACCCCAGGAUCUGUUGCAGAAGCAAACACUGGGCUGGUUGCUCAUGCUGCCGUUCUACCAGACAACCAGCGAGGGGCUGCUGAAGGCAUCCACUGCAGCACCAGGGGAGCGUCCUGCUGUGGCCUUCGAUAUGGAGUUCUUCGGAGGACCGGGCUUGUCCAUGCUUUCCGAGGAGGUGUGGUCGGCGUCGGCUCAGGGCCCUACCACCAUCGCGACAAGGCCGGCAGAGACUGCAAAGCCGACCCGGCCGGCACUGGCGGCCAGCAGGCUAAAAGCCAGCUUCGAGCUCUGCGGCGACCGCCUGGUACAGUGGCUGCGGCAGCACAUACCGUUGCCCAAACCAGAGAUCCAGGAACCGGCAGCUCCCAAGCCCGUGACUCUGCAGCCGCUGCCCUCCGUGUUCCCGCAGCCUCAGACGGCGCUGGCAGUGCCAGCAACCGCUCUUCAGGGUCUUCCCUACUCGCCUCCGCAGUUGGCUCAACCGGCUUUGCCAGUCGGGCCGGCUGGGCCAGUGCCAGUGCCGACACCUACUGUGCCAGUCGGACCGGGCCCAGCUGUCUAUCAGCCGACUAUGGCACCCGCGAUGAUGACGCCCCUCCCGACGCCAGCACCUGUGGUGGAGAAGAUUUACCUGCGAGAUCAGGCAGUGCAAAGCGAUCCACCAGCAAUUCCAGGUGCCGACGACAACCUCAUUGAGGCGCCCAAAGCACCCAGCUCCAGCGUGGCAAUCGGGACCGGGCCCCCUGCUCGGCCCCUCAGCGCCGUGGACAAGGCAAACCUGCUGCAAGCCACAGGAGGACCCAAGCCACCGGGGCCACCUGGGCCAUCUGUGUCUCCGGGUGAGAGUGUAGCUCAGAAGCGCGAGCUCCGGUGGAAGUUCGAGGAUGAGGACAUGCUCCAAGCGGAUGAGAUUUCUCUGGAGCUUCUCACUCUUCGUAGCUUCACACCCGCGGAAGGGGAGCGGGUCUACUUCCAACUGCGCUUCUUCCAGUUCCCGCCGGUCAAAACGGCGCCUGCCGCCCUGUCCGGCAAGCCUGGCGAGGCCUGCUUGCUGAGAAGCGCAGUCACCAACGAGCGCCUUGCCAUGGUUUUCCAAAUGGAUGGUUAUGUCACCAAUGGCUCUGUUCCUACAUCUGCGGCAACUGUGCAUCGUCGCUUGGUCACCUAUCUUAGCGCCCGAAGUGCUGACAUUGAGAUUUGGAGUGCAGAGUCUGGUAUGCAUGUCGGCACAACGUCGGUUCCUCUUGAGAUGUUGGUCAGGCAGGGGCAUCAGGUUGCCAAAGUUGAAGCAGAAUAUGCAGUUCUGGAGCCUCUGUCGGGGGAGCCGAAGGGAACCUUGAGAAUGCUGCUGGUAAAUCGUGGUCGCCCGCCCACCCCAUACCAACGCUUGAACUCCAACAACGUACUGCCGCCAGAUGAUGCCAGACCGCUUGACUCGCCACCAGCGCCGCCUGCACCUCCGUCUGCUCCCAGGCCGAGACGCCACAAGGUCUCCGCUUUGAUCGAUGGGUCCGAACUUCAGAUUCACGGAGCUCAGAACCUCACUGGUCAGGGAACCAUGGCAGAAGAGCUCAACCAGCGAAAGCACGAGAGGCUGAAGCAGUUGCGCAUGCUUCGCAAGGCAGAUGCCACUGAUCCCUUCUCCGAUCACUCUGCGCGUUUAGCGGCAGCGGAGUCGGUUCGGCAGGAACGCAAGAGACAAGAGGUUGCCCGAAGAAUGGAUCGCUUCAACACUACGCAGCAGUCUCUCACCGCGAGCUUUGCCACUCCAUCCUAUUUUUCCGUGGACUUCACCAACCCGUACGGGCAGCAGGCUGCCUUCACGGUCCUGGUGACCGGCGACAAGCCCCAGGUGCCGGAAGUCCUGCCAGCCGUGCCACCACAGCAGCCCCUUCAAGGUGUUCUCACGGAGACGCCGAAGCAGGCUCUCAUGCUGGUCAAGGACCCGGAGGAGUGGCGACGGCUGGUGUCCUCGGGCGUUCUUCCCACAGCGCCGUCAGGUGAUUUCGCACGCUUGGCGGCGGGCACCUUCAUUCUGAAUCCCAAGGAGAGCAUCAGCCUGCCUUUUCGGUACUUGGACUUCAACUUCCCGGGCUUGGAAACAUCAGCGCAGGUGGCUCCGCCUAGCGGCCUUCGCUUGGCCGACGUGGCUGCUGUGGUGGCGGGGCCGAGCAGCAAGGACUUCCGGGUUGAGGUGGCUUUGGAUCAGGGUCCCGUGCUACGGCGUGUGGAGGUUGCGGUUGUGUCGCAGCCCGCCUCCAUUGACCGGACGGUGCGCUUCUUCGAGGCUGAGGGCACCGCCGCGGAGAAGGUGGUGGCAUUGCCACCCUCACCAGAGCCGUCGGUUGGUAGCUGCUACGUGUAUUGCACCAACAGAGAUGUUCAUGUGCAGAGGAGAGAGCAGGAUGAGGUCUCCUUGCGCUUCAUCGCCCCCCAGUCACCUGACAUGCUUUCCUUCUUCCUUGUUUUUUAUGCGGACCAGCACUUCAGCCAAGUGGUCGCCAUCCAACUGAUCGAUGUACAGGGUCUUCGCACCGAGCGAAUCCGUCUUGUUGUUGGCCAGAGUGUCGAGCGCGCGAUUUGUCUGGCACCCGCCGAGGUCUUGGAUGCUGGAGCGGUGCGGCUUCACUCGUCAAACCCUGAGGUGGUUGCUGUCCAGCAUACGGCUGAGGUCGAUCCUCGCUAUGGGGUGAAGUUCACCGUUCUAAUUACCUCUAUGCAGGUUGGAAACCGAGCUUGCCGCUUGCAUGCGGUGGAUCCAGCCAUACGACGGCUAGUUGCAGCACUGCUAGUCGUGGUCGUGGCCGAUCCUCCAGAAGUCAAGAUGGUCCACACCAUCACCCUGCCUGUCCUCACGGCCGUCCGCAAGCGCCUCCUUUACAAGAACGAGGCAGUCCGGCCCAUCAAGUACAUAGUGCGAUGCUCCGAACCAGCUUUGGUGACAGUGCAGUCCCCGGAGCUGGUGAUCAACUCCCUAGACACGCGUUGCAUCGAGCUCCUGUUUCAUGCAGUUCCUGCUACGCUGUCCUACAACGCCGAGGUCUUCCUGUUCAUCACCUCGGAAGAUCGUGCCAUCCACGAGACUCGCAUGCUGGAGCUCGCAUACACCUGA